UUCUUGGCUUGGUAGUGAAUUCUCUAGAAUAUACCAUUGCCAGCUUGUUUUACAUUUGUUUUUGGCUUGAUGAUGAACAUGGACCAGGUCACCGCCAGCUAACAGGGCAUUGUGGUUGGUAUUCCAUGGAGAAAAGUUAAGCAAUACCAUAAACGUUACAGUCAACGUCAAACCAUAAGAAAAAGAAAAUUACUGAUCGGAAAGCUCAAGAAUAAACAGCUUCCAGAAGAUUCGACGACCGAUCUACCGCAUUUAGUCAAAACAACUCCUUCACGUGAAGGUAGUAGUAGAGAAAUGAGACAUGACUUUAAUUUAAUUUAAUUUAAGCUUAAGAAUUAAGACCAACAAAGUCUGGGUGUUUUAGUCAUUUCGCUAGUCAAAAGUCGAUUUGUCUUACCGUGUGGCGCCGGCGCGUGUUUUCAUAAAUUCACAUGCUUGCUUUAUUUAUGUAAUACGCAAAAUACCCUAACAAAGCUCCACCGCUAAUCCUUCGAUACCGAACCUUUUGAAGAACGAAAAGCAAUGGCUUCAUUCGAGCAAGCGCCGCCCGGAAAUGCGAAAGCCGGGGAGAAGAUCUUCAAAACCAAGUGCGCGCAGUGUCACACCGUAGAUAAAGGCGCUGGUCACAAGCAAGGGCCAAAUUUGAAUGGGCUUUUCGGGAGGCAGUCCGGCACAACUGCGGGAUACUCUUAUUCCGCUGCUAACAAAAAUAUGGCUGUGAUUUGGUCAGAGAACACAUUGUAUGACUACUUGCUUAAUCCUAAGAAGUAUAUUCCUGGGACAAAGAUGGUUUUCCCCGGAUUGAAGAAGCCACAGGAUCGUGCCGAUCUCAUUGCUUAUCUCAAGGAAUCAACUGCCUGAUGGGUGUGCUUUUUAUCAGCUAUUUUGGAACAAAUGAAAGAGUUUUUGAUCAAUGAUUUUUUUUCUUUUUGUUACAUGAUAUAAAAACUAGGCGAUUCGCAUAAUAAAAGGAAAACAGCUCCAAUAUAAAUUGGGUUUUGGAGUUGAACCGAGUAGUGAAAAAGAUUUGUGUAAGACCAAUCACAUGAAAAGUGAGGCAUUUCAAAUUUUCAUGAUUUAUUUAGGCUCCAACAGUUUCACUGUUAGGUGCUGAUAACUUGUUUAUAUUAAUUCUUGAUGGGAUUUGGAUGA
Messenger RNA from Gossypium arboreum, 1152 nucleotides. Its product is annotated as cytochrome c. Bases 523 to 861 code for a protein of 112 amino acids. The transcript has 3 exons. Gene Ontology annotation, biological process: mitochondrial electron transport, cytochrome c to oxygen; mitochondrial electron transport, ubiquinol to cytochrome c. The record is from RefSeq and is a predicted model, not a curated record. Lineage: Eukaryota; Viridiplantae; Streptophyta; Magnoliopsida; Malvales; Malvaceae. Gene Ontology annotation, molecular function: electron transfer activity; heme binding. Gene Ontology annotation, cellular component: mitochondrial intermembrane space.